AUGUGUGUAUGUAGACGUAUUGGGGGUCUUUUUGUUGAAAAUUCAACAUUUUAUUUUAUUUCAUAUCAAAAGAACGAAAUGAACUAAAUGGCUCAAAAAAAGAUUCGUUCAUUUUAAUGAACGAGAUUUAAAGAGCCGAGUCACUAAAAUGAUUCAAACUUCCCAUCGCUAGUACAAAAUAUCGCGAGACUUAUCGCGGCUUUGAUCUCGCGAGAUCUACCGCUGUGUGAUUCUGUAUCCUAGCAACCGAAAGCUCGGGCAUGGCGGACGAUAAAGCCUCUGCAGGGGCUGUAGUGUCAGAACUGCACAGGAGAAUCAGCUCUGCAUUCGAUGUGUUUGAUCACGAAUCGAAUCACACUGUGGACGUCAGAGAGAUUGGCACUAUAAUUCGUUCGCUCGGCUGUUUCCCCACAGAGGCAGAGCUACAUGACAUCAUUGCUGAGGUAGAAGAAGAGGAGGCAAGUGGAUUUAUCCGCUUUGAGAAAUUUCUCCCUGUCAUGACCAAAAUAUUAAUGGACAACAAGUUUCGUCCCAUUCCUGAAGAUUUACUGCUGCAGGCAUUUGAGGUGUUGGACCAGCAGAAGAACGGAUAUCUGGAACCAAAGGAACUCGUGAAGUAUCUUACACAAGAAGGAGAACCCUUCUCUCAGGAGGAAAUGGAUGAAAUGCUCUCAGCUGCACUCGAUCCUGAUAAACGGCGUAUCUUCUACAGAGACUUUGUAAGCAUGUUGACCCUCGAUGACCCGCAGUAACUGGAGUCACAACAGAGACGGUGUUCUCCACAUUAACUUACACUAUGUUGCGUUUAUAACUCAGUUUUUCAGACAUAAAUGUCGUUUCUGUUGUUGAAUUAGACUUCUACUCAGUUUUAUUUCUGCUUCAUUUAUAAGUGAUGUCAUUAUUAAUGUGCCAUUAAUCACACAUACACAAACACACACACACACAACUAUUUUUUCCUGUCUGAUGUUUAUUAAAAAACUCAAAACUGUAUUUAAUCAGUGAUUUUAUUUUGACUUCUGAUAAAAAGCCGAGGUGCACUUAAACACUGUGUAGUGCACUUAAACACUGGUGUACUAGAUUAAUCUGCUUUAUGUCCUUUUGUUCUUAAGUAAAAUUGCAAUUCUUUAUAAUAUGUUAAAAUUAGUUUAGGGCAUUGAAAUUCAGUUUUUUUUUAUUUAUUUUUUUGCUGAAGCUGUAUCCUUGUAGAAAUUAAUUAAUAUACUAUACUAUGUCACAAGUUGAAGCUAGAGCUAAAAAAGCAAUGCAAUAAAAUGUAAUGAUCA
This is a messenger RNA of Clarias gariepinus (North African catfish), 1283 nucleotides long. RefSeq names its product EF-hand calcium binding domain 2 (gene drc8). The record is from RefSeq and is a predicted model, not a curated record. The transcript has 7 exons. Lineage: Eukaryota; Metazoa; Chordata; Actinopteri; Siluriformes; Clariidae. Gene Ontology annotation, molecular function: calcium ion binding. The coding region runs from base 261 to 752 and encodes 163 amino acids.